AUAAGAUAUUAUUGAUAACAUUUCAAUGUUAUCGAUAUUUCUCGAUAAUGUUAUCAAUAUCGGCGCCUUCAAAUACAAAGUAAUUCAUAUUUACAGAACACACAAGUUCAACACGCAAGUUCUUUGGAGCAAACAUAAUCGUGAAACAGCUGAUCUGUCGAUUGUUAAAUGUGUAGUGUACUUUGCUGUUUGGCAGUUACAGAAAAUUACAGAACAUUAUCCAUUUGGCAUGUAAAAAUUAAUAUUUCCAAAAAUAAUUAUAAGGAAUCAUUUGCGUGAUAACUGAAGAUGUACGUUGACGUGUCUCAAUGACGUAAUUUUGUCUUUAUGGCACGAAAAGCCAAAUUCUUUGGAAAUAUACUUUAAGAUGAAUUCAAGAACAUUCUUAUCGAGCUGUUCAAGCUAAAAUCAGUUCAUAAAGAGACGUACAGUCAAAGUACAGAUUAAAACAUGAAGCUAAGAAAGGAGCUGGUUUUACUUUUUCUUGUUAUGUCCGUUUCUUCUCAAUCAGAAGUUUCUAAAAAACAAUCUGAUACUUCUGAUGAUGAAGCUGAAGAAGAUGUUAGUUUGGAAGAGAAAGCAUUUGAACGGUUGCAAGAAUUAAAGGCUCUACAUGAUACUAUUUUAAAGAUGGUACCAGCUUCUGAAUUAUAUCUUAAUGAUAAAAUUACAAAGAAAAAAGAAGAAACAGAAAGUGAACCAAAAACAAAAGAGGAAAGUUCUGCAAUGAGAAAUGUUUGGAUGAAAGCAAUGAUAACUCAAAUAAAAAAUAUUGAUUUGCCAAAUAAUAAUUUAAGAAUUGAAGAAGAUGAUGCAGAAGUGUGGAGUGAAGAAGAACAGCUUGAACCACUUAAUGAAGAGACUGAAGAACCACUUACUCCGGAGCAACAAGAAGCGGAACAAAUAUUUAGAAAGGCACAGAGUCUCUUAAAUGCUACACGUUCUAAUAAGGCAGAAGCUUAUGAACUAUUAGCAUCUGCUGCAAUUCUUGGGCAUCGUGAAUCUAGGUCAAUGUUGGCAUGGGCACAACUAUUAGGAACUCAAUUUGCUCCAACUUUUUCAUGGAUAUCCAGUCCAGAUAUUCCAGCAGCUUAUCAAACAUUUAAAGAACUUGCUGAAACUGGUCUACCAUCUGCUCAUAUGGGUAUGGGCUUUUUGUAUGCAACAGGAUUAGGUGGUGUGAAUGCCUCACAGCCAAAGGCACUCCUGCAUUACACGGUAGCAGCUCUCGGUGGAGACACGCGGGCACAAAUGGCUUUGGGUUAUCGUCAUUGGGCCGGAGUCACAACACCAGCUUCUUGUGAAAGAGCAUUAGAUUUUUAUCGCGAAGUAGCAAACAAGGUUGCGGAAGAAGUUUCCCUUAGCGGAGGACCAGUUGUUCAAAGAGUCAGACUCUUAGAUGAACAGGAGAAUCCAGGAUACAGCUCAGGAAUCUUUGAUCAAGAUCUAAUAGAAUAUUAUCAAUUGUUAGCAAAGAAAGGAGAUACUCAAGCUCAAGUUGGAUUGGGACAGUUACACUAUCAGGGUGGAAGAGGUGUUCCUUUGGAUCAUGAAAGAGCAUUGCAAUAUUUUCAGCAUGCUGCUGAUGCUGGAAAUGCUAUUGCCAUGGCUUUUCUAGGAAAGAUUUACUUAGAAGGUAGUGAUAUAGUGAAGCAAGAUAACGAAACAGCAUAUAAGUACUUCAAAAAAGCUGCAGAAUUAGGAAAUCCUGUCGGACAAAGUGGUUUAGGUCUUAUGUAUCUUUAUGGGAGAGGGGUUGAAAGAGAUACUGCAAAAGCUCUUCAAUAUUUUAAUGAAGCUGCGGAGCAGGGCUGGGUGGAUGGACAACUGCAACUUGGCAAUAUGUAUUUUAGUGGAACUGGAGUAAGGCGUGAUUACAAGUUAGCUAACAAGUACUUCAACUUAGCCAGCCAGUCUGGUCAUGUUCUAGCAUUUUAUAACUUGGCGCAGAUGCACGCUACUGGUACAGGCAUGAUGCGCAGCUGUCCAACCGCUGUUGAACUUUUAAAAAAUGUUGCUGAAAGGGGCAAAUGGAGUGAUCAACUAAUGGUUGCUCAUACAGAUUAUCGGGAAGGUAGAAUUAAUGAGGCUUUUGUCAAGUAUGCUCUCCUUGCAGAAAUGGGUUACGAAGUAGCACAGAGCAACGCUGCUUUUAUAUUAGAUAAAGGAGAGACCACAAUAUUAUCAGAAGAAGAAGGAUUGGUUAGAGCACUUGCUUUGUGGGCUAGAGCUGCUGCACAAGGAUAUUCUGCUGCUCAGGUGAAAUUAGGAGAUGCUCAUUAUUAUGGUCGUGGAACAAAAGUUGAUUACGAAGCUGCAGCUAGUCAUUAUCGAUCAGCUUUUAGUCAACAACAUAAUGCACAAGCAAUGUUUAAUUUGGGAUACAUGCAUGAACGUGGUUUAGGUCUAGCAAGAGAUCGACAUCUGGCCAAACGAUGCUAUGAUCUUGCAGCAGAAACUAGCGCGGACGCAAGAAUUCCUGUAGCGUUGGCUCUCAUUAAACUCUCUUUCCUGUUCGGUUUGGAUUAUCUUCAAGAGUUUAGCCUUAUUGACCAUUUAAAUAAAUGGGACCAGCUUUUUGGCCAGAACUGGGACUUAUACCUCAUCGGACUGCUCACUGGCAUGCUCAGUUUAAUUAUUUACUUCCGCAGGCCCCAACCACCACCUCCGCCUAGGAUUAAUUAGUUCUCUACCAUUUUUGUUUGAAUAUUUUUUUCUUCUUUCAAGUGAAGUCAAGUUUGUUACUGAUGGUUCAUAAAUACAUGCACCUGUGUGCAUAUUGA
Messenger RNA from Megachile rotundata (alfalfa leafcutting bee), 2783 nucleotides. It is a transcript of the gene Hrd3, whose product is annotated as HMG-coA reductase degradation 3. Lineage: Eukaryota; Metazoa; Arthropoda; Insecta; Hymenoptera; Megachilidae. Gene Ontology annotation, cellular component: endoplasmic reticulum membrane. Gene Ontology annotation, biological process: ERAD pathway. The record is from RefSeq and is a predicted model, not a curated record. Gene Ontology annotation, molecular function: protein binding.